CUUGCGCCGUACCCUCCUCCCAGCGUUCAGUGGGCCCGCCGGGCGGUGGGUGCCUCACUCGCCACCGCGGCCACGGAGCGGACGGAGGAGACCGGCGGACGCGGCUGAGCCAGACCGACGCAGACCAGGUGGAGGGAGAGGACCACAGUGCACACGCGCCCGCCUGCCGCCAUGAAGCCCCCUGCAGCCUGCACAGCAGAUGUCUUGGACAAGGCAGCCCCCUGCUCCGUGGUGAACUACCUGAGAUGGGACCUGAGUGCCCAGCAAAUAGCGGAGCUCACGGCGGAGCUCAUGGAGCAGACCAAGCGCGUGUACGACCAGGUGGGCUCCCUGAAGUUUGAAGACGUGUCCUACGAGAGCACACUCAAGGCGCUGGCUGACGUGGAGGUGUCCUACACAGUUCAGAGGAAUAUCCUUGACUUCCCCCAGCACGUUUCUCCAUCCAAGGACAUUCGGACAGCCAGCACGGAGGCAGACAAGAAGCUGUCUGAGUUUGACGUGGAGAUGAGCAUGAGGCAGGAUGUGUACCAGAGGAUCGUCUGGCUGCAGGAAAAAGUUCAGAAGGACUCACUGAGGCCAGAGGCAGUGCGGUACCUGGAGCGACUGAUCAAGCUUGGCCGAAGGAAUGGGCUCCACCUGCCAGAGGAAACUCAAGAAAAAAUCAAAGGCAUCAAGAAGAAGCUGAGUCUCCUGUGCAUUGACUUCAAUAAGAACCUGAAUGAGGACACCACCUUCCUGCCCUUUACACGAGAGGAGCUGGGAGGCCUUCCUGAGGACUUCCUGAACUCUCUGGAGAAGACUGAGGAUGAGAAAUUCAAAGUCACCCUCAAGUACCCUCACUAUUUUCCUCUCCUGAAGAAAUGCCACGUCCCUGAGACCAGAAGGAAGGUGGAGGAAGCCUUCAACUGUCGAUGCAAGGAGGAGAACUGUGCCAUCCUCCGGGAGCUGGUGACCCUGCGGGCCCAGAAGUCCAGCCUGCUGGGCUUUGGUACGCACGCCGACUACGUCCUGGAGAUGAACAUGGCCAAGACCAGCCAGACGGUGGCCACUUUCCUAGACGAGCUGGCACAGAAGCUGAAGCCCCUUGGGGAGCAGGAGCGGGCGGUGAUCCUGGAGCUGAAGAAGGCCGAGUGUGAGAAGCGGGGCCUGGACUUCGAUGGGCGGAUCAAUGCCUGGGACAUGCGCUACUACAUGAACCAGGUGGAGGAGACGUGCUACAGCGUGGACCAGAACCUGCUCAAGGAGUACUUCCCCAUGCAGGUGGUCACCAGGGGGCUGCUGGGCAUCUACCAGGAGUUGCUGGGGCUGACCUUUGACCUGGAGGAGCACGCCGCUGUGUGGCACGAAGACGUGAAGCUGUACUCAGUGAGGGACACGGCCUCAGGAACGGUCAUCGGGAAAUUCUACCUGGACCUCUACCCCCGGGAAGGCAAGUAUGGGCACGCAGCCUGCUUUGGCCUGCAGCCAGGCUGUCUGCGACAAGACGGGAGCCGCCAGAUCGCCAUCGCGGCCAUGGUGGCCAACUUCACCAAGCCCACCCCGGAUGCCCCCUCCCUGCUGCAGCAUGAUGAGGUGGAGACCUACUUCCAUGAGUUUGGGCAUGUGAUGCACCAGCUCUGCUCUCAGGCGGAGUUUGCCAUGUUCAGCGGGACGCAUGUGGAGCGUGACUUUGUGGAGGCGCCUUCUCAGAUGCUGGAGAACUGGGUCUGGGAGAAGGAGCCGCUGCUCCGGAUGUCGCAGCAUUACAGGACGGGCAGCGCCAUCCCCCAGGAGCUGCUCGAGAAGCUCAUCAAGUCCCGGCAGGCCAACACAGGUCUCUUCAACCUGCGCCAGAUCGUCCUGGCCAAGGUGGACCAGGCCCUGCACACGCAGAAGGCCGCCGAGCCAGCCGAGGAGUAUUCCCGCCUCUGCCAGGAGAUCCUUGGGGUCCCAGCCACGCCAGGGACCAACAUGCCUGCGACCUUUGGCCACCUGGCGGGCGGCUACGACGCACAAUACUACGGCUACCUGUGGAGCGAGGUGUACUCCAUGGACAUGUUCCACACACGCUUCAAGCAGGAGGGCGUCCUCAAUGGCAAGGUCGGCUUGGACUACAGAAGCUGCAUCCUGAGACCGGGUGGCUCCGAGGAUGCCAGCGUCAUGCUGAAGCUCUUCCUGGGUCGUGACCCCAAGCAGGACGCCUUCCUCCUGAGCAAAGGCCUGCAGGUGGAGGGCAGCAAGCUGCUGGCCUGCUGAUGCGCCCGGGGGUCCCGCCAGCCCUGGAUGGGGGCUCUAGCUCCCGCUGCCCUGGUGCCUUAGCUCCCAGCCUGGAAACGGUGGGAGACGGUGGCCUCCAGCUCAGCGUCCCGGGGAGGGUGGGGCAGGGUGAGAGAGGGGCCGUUCUCUCUGGUCACUUCUCAUAGCCAGUGUCCAUGACCCCACUCAGUGGCCAGCCUGGGCUGAAGAGAGCUCGUCCUCAAGAUGUCCGGGGAGCGCUUGUGUCCGGGCAAGCCUUCCUCUUUGUUGCACUAAUAUAACCCCUUCCUGGUCAUUUGUCCUAGGAAAGGGAUGGGUUCUUUGAAAUUCAUCCAUUAAAAAAAAAGGAAAAAAGA
This is a messenger RNA of Myotis daubentonii (Daubenton's bat), 2591 nucleotides long. It is a transcript of the gene THOP1, whose product is annotated as thimet oligopeptidase 1. The record is from RefSeq and is a predicted model, not a curated record. Gene Ontology annotation, molecular function: metalloendopeptidase activity. Gene Ontology annotation, biological process: proteolysis; peptide metabolic process. Gene Ontology annotation, cellular component: mitochondrial intermembrane space. Lineage: Eukaryota; Metazoa; Chordata; Mammalia; Chiroptera; Vespertilionidae.